Lemur catta (Ring-tailed lemur) is the source of this 5967-nucleotide messenger RNA. It is a transcript of the gene ATRNL1, whose product is annotated as attractin like 1. The coding region runs from base 1 to 4146 and encodes 1381 amino acids. Lineage: Eukaryota; Metazoa; Chordata; Mammalia; Primates; Lemuridae. Gene Ontology annotation, molecular function: protein binding. The transcript is spliced from 29 exons. Gene Ontology annotation, cellular component: Golgi apparatus. The record is from RefSeq and is a predicted model, not a curated record.
AUGGAGCCGGGGGGCCGGGCCCGCACCGGUCCCCCGCAGCCGGCGGCCCGCGGGCUGUGGAGGGCUCGGCCGGCGGGCGGCGGCGGCGGCGGCGGGGGCGCCUCCUCCUGGCUGCUGGACGGGAACAGCUGGCUGCUGUGCUAUGGCUUCCUCUACCUGGCGCUCUACGCGCAGGUGUCCCAGUCCAAGCCGUGCGAGAGGACGGGCUCCUGCUUCUCGGGCCGCUGUGUCAACUCCACCUGCCUCUGCGACCCGGGCUGGGUGGGGGACCAGUGCCAGCACUGCCAGGGCAGGUUCAAGUUAACAGAACCUUCUGGAUAUUUAACAGAUGGUCCAAUUAACUAUAAGUAUAAAACUAAAUGUACAUGGCUAAUUGAAGGCUAUCCAAAUGCAGUGUUAAGAUUAAGAUUCAAUCAUUUUGCUACAGAAUGUAGCUGGGAUCAUAUGUAUGUUUAUGACGGAGAUUCAAUAUAUGCACCUUUAAUAGCUGUACUUAGUGGUUUGAUAGUCCCUGAAAUAAGGGGAAAUGAAACCGUGCCUGAAGUUGUUACAACAUCUGGCUAUGCACUGUUACAUUUUUUUAGCGAUGCAGCAUAUAAUCUAACUGGUUUCAACAUUUUCUAUUCAAUCAAUUCUUGUCCUAACAAUUGCUCUGGUCAUGGGAAGUGUACAACUAGUAUCUCUGUUCCAAGUCAAGUAUAUUGUGAAUGUGAUAAAUACUGGAAGGGUGAAGCUUGUGAUAUUCCUUACUGUAAAGCUAAUUGCGGCAGUCCAGAUCAUGGUUACUGUGACCUGACAGGAGAAAAAUUGUGUGUCUGCAAUGAUAGUUGGCAAGGUCCUGAUUGUUCUUUGAAUGUUCCUUCUACUGAGUCUUACUGGAUUCUGCCAAAUGUUAAACCCUUCAGUCCUUCUGUAGGUCGGGCUUCACACAAAGCAGUUUUACAUGGAAAAUUUAUGUGGGUGAUUGGUGGAUAUACUUUUAACUACAGUUCUUUUCAAAUGGUCCUGAAUUACAAUUUAGAAAGCAGUAUAUGGAAUGUAGGAACUCUAUCAAGGGGACCUCUCCAGAGGUAUGGACACUCUCUGGCUUUAUAUCAGGAAAACAUCUUUAUGUAUGGAGGCAGAAUUGAGACAAAUGAUGGCAAUGUCACAGAUGAAUUAUGGGUUUUUAACAUACAUAGUCAGUCAUGGAGUACAAAAACUCCUACUGUUAUUGGACAUGGUCAGCAGUAUGCUGUGGAGGGACAUUCAGCACAUAUUAUGGAGUUGGAUAGUAGAGAUGUUGUCAUGAUCAUAAUAUUUGGAUAUUCUGCAAUAUAUGGUUAUACAAGCAGCAUACAGGAAUACCAUAUCUCAUCAAAUACUUGGCUUGUUCCAGACACUAAAGGAGCUAUUGUACAAGGUGGAUAUGGCCACACCAGUGUGUAUGACGAAAUAACAAAGUCCAUUUAUGUUCACGGAGGCUACAAAGCAUUACCAGGCAACAAAUACGGAUUGGUGGAUGAUCUUUAUAAGUAUGAAGUUAACACUAAGACUUGGACUAUUUUGAAAGAAAGUGGGUUUGCCAGAUACCUUCAUUCAGCUGUUCUUAUCAAUGGAGCUAUGCUUAUUUUUGGAGGAAAUACCCAUAAUGACACUUCCUUGAGUAACGGUGCAAAAUGUUUUUCUGCCGAUUUCCUGGCAUAUGACAUAGCUUGUGAUGAAUGGAAAAUAUUACCAAAACCAAAUCUUCAUAGAGAUGUCAACAGAUUUGGACACUCUGCAGUAGUCAUUAAUGGGUCCAUGUACAUAUUUGGGGGAUUUUCUAGUGUUCUCCUUAAUGAUAUACUUGUAUACAAGCCUCCAAAUUGCAAAGCUUUCAGAGAUGAAGAACUUUGUAAAAAUGCUGGUCCAGGGAUAAAAUGUGUUUGGAAUAAAAAUCACUGUGAAUCUUGGGAAUCAGGGAAUACUAAUAAUAUUCUUAGAGCAAAGUGCCCUCCUAAAAUAGCUGCUGCUGAUGACAGAUGUUACAGAUAUGCAGAUUGUGCCAGCUGUACUGCCAAUACAAAUGGGUGCCAAUGGUGUGAUGAUAAGAAAUGCAUUUCGGCAAACAGUAACUGCAGUAUGUCUGUCAAAAACUACACCAAAUGUCAUGUGAGAAAUGAACAGAUUUGUAACAAACUUACCAGUUGUAAAAGCUGUUCACUAAACUUGAAUUGCCAGUGGGAUCAGAGACAACAAGAAUGCCAGGCUUUACCAGCUCACCUUUGUGGAGAAGGAUGGAAUCAUAUUGGGGAUGCUUGUCUUAGAAUCAAUUCCAGUAGAGAAAGCUAUGACAAUGCAAAACUUUAUUGCUACAAUCUUAGUGGAAAUCUUGCUUCGCUAACAACCUCAAAAGAAGUAGAAUUUGUUCUGGAUGAAAUACAGAAGUAUACACAACAGAAAGUAUCACCUUGGGUAGGCUUGCGCAAGAUCAAUAUAUCCUAUUGGGGAUGGGAAGACAUGUCUCCUUUUACAAACACAACACUACAGUGGCUUCCUGGUGAACCAAAUGAUUCUGGGUUCUGUGCAUAUCUAGAAAAGGCUACAGUGGCAGGCUUAAAAGCUAAUCCUUGUACAUCUAUGGCAAACGGGCUUAUCUGCGAAAAACCAGUUGUUAGUCCAAAUCAAAAUGCAAGGCCAUGCAAAAAGCCAUGCUCUCUAAGGACAUCGUGUUCCAACUGUACAAGCAACGGCAUGGAGUGUAUGUGGUGCAGCAGUACAAAACGAUGUGUUGACUCUAAUGCUUAUAUAAUCUCUUUUCCAUAUGGACAGUGUCUAGAGUGGCAAACUGCCACCUGCUCUCCUCAAAAUUGUUCUGGACUGAGAACCUGUGGACAGUGUUUAGAACAGCCUGGAUGUGGCUGGUGCAAUGAUCCUAGUAAUACUGGAAGAGGACACUGUAUUGAAGGAUCUUCACGGGGACCAAUGAAGCUUGUUGGAAUGCACAACAAUGAAAUGGUUCUUGACACCAAUCUUUGCCCCAAAGAAAAGAGCUAUGAGUGGUCCUUUAUCCAGUGUCCAGCUUGCCAGUGUAAUGGACAUAGCACUUGCAUCAAUAAUAAUGUGUGUGAACAGUGUAAAAAUCUCACCACAGGAAAGCAAUGUCAAGACUGCAUGCCAGGUUAUUAUGGAGAUCCAACCAAUGGAGGACAGUGUACAGCUUGUACAUGCAGUGGCCAUGCAAAUAUUUGUCAUCUGCACACAGGAAAAUGUUUCUGUACAACUAAAGGAAUAAAAGGUGAUCAAUGCCAAUUAUGUGACUCUGAAAAUCGCUAUGUUGGUAAUCCACUUAGAGGAACAUGUUAUUACAGCCUUUUGAUUGACUAUCAGUUUACCUUCAGCUUAUUACAGGAAGAUGAUCGCCACCACACUGCCAUAAACUUUAUAGCAAACCCAGAACAGUCGAACAAAAAUUUGGAUAUAUCAAUUAAUGCAUCAAACAACUUUAAUCUGAAUAUUACAUGGUCAGUUGGUUCAACAGCUGGAACAAUAUCUGGGGAGGAGAUUCCUAUAAUUUCCAAGACUAAUAUAAAGGAAUACAGAGAUAGUUUUUCCUAUGAAAAAUUUAACUUCAGAAGCAAUCCUAACAUUACAUUCUAUGUGUAUGUCAGCAACUUUUCCUGGCCUAUUAAAAUACAGAUUGCAUUCUCACAACACAAUACAAUCAUGGAUCUUGUGCAGUUUUUUGUCACCUUCUUCAGUUGUUUCUUAUCCUUGUUACUGGUGGCUGCUGUGGUAUGGAAGAUCAAACAAACUUGCUGGGCUUCUCGACGGAGAGAGCAACUGCUUCGAGAACGACAGCAGAUGGCCAGCCGUCCUUUUGCUUCUGUUGAUGUAGCACUGGAAGUAGGAGCUGAACAAACAGACUUUCUGCGAGGGCCAUUAGAGGGGGCGCCCAAACCAAUAGCCAUCGAACCAUGUGCUGGGAACAGAGCUGCUGUUCUGACGGUGUUUCUUUGUCUACCACGAGGAUCAUCAGGUGCCCCUCCCCCUGGGCAGUCAGGCCUUGCAAUUGCCAGUGCCCUAAUAGACAUUUCACAACAGAAGCCUUCAGAUAGUAAAGACAAGACUUCCGGAGUCCGAAAUCGAAAACACCUCUCAACACGUCAAGGAACUUGUGUCUGAGAAAUGGAAACCGCUCCUGUAUAUUCUGUAAUGUUCUAUUUUGUAAAUGGCUUCUGUUAAAAGCUGUUCUAUGGCCUCAGAUUUUAUGGAGGUAAAUCUCUGCAUCAUCCAGGACUCAAGUACAGUUUCCUCCAAAUGGGCAAUCUCCCAAGUGGCCAAAGAAUGUUCUUGAGUUUUAUAAAAGUAACAAUAGAGAUGGUCACAGGUGAUAAAGUCAGUUUUUACAACUAUGUUAGGCUUAUUAUAGCUACCAUUAAAUAACUCUGGAAAAAGAUGUAUAUUGUUUCUUAAUGCAGAUGAAAAAUAUGUAAUUCGUAUAAAUCAACUGUUUAUAUCCAAGACUUUAAAGAAAGACAUUUUAUAAUGCCUGACUGAUAAGAACUGUACAGUUUUUGCCUCAUAAGCAAUCUUAAAUCACCUGUUUAUGAACAGGAAAUGGACAAAUUGCAAUGGCUUUAAAUGCUGUUUUAUCUUAUUGUAAAUGUGAAAGCAAGAUUUUGAUUUAGUAGGAUGUAGAUAAUGUAUUUAAAUAUUUCACAUGACCAUAUCAUGUCCAAACUCGGUUUGAAAACGUGACAGUCUUCCACCUAACUGGAAUGCAGACCAGACUGAGUCCAUUUGGAUGGAUGGUCGGAACAACUUCACAGGAAGUUUAUUAGAAUUCUGAGUGUGGAGGACAUUCCUGUCGCCCAUGCCAACUGCCUAAUUCAUUAUCAGAACUGAUAGAGCAUGGAGAAGCCUGUCCAGCAAUCAAUUUUUCCUCUCCUUCCAAAACACAGCCUCCAACACCACAACGUGAAGAGGGCUGCGACAGUUACGUUUCAGUGUGCAAGCUUCUGCUCCAAUGUGGUAGUGGUUCUAAUUGCCUCGGAAUCACUGGAUCAGACCUAAAUGAUCCAUCUGCAUUUUUGUCAGAACAAAUAAUUUUCUUUUGGCCUUCCCCUCCUAACUGCUAGAUUUUAUCUAGCUUUUACAAAUGUUAUGAAAUGUAUUUUAGAGGUGACCCCUCUCAAGUUAUGAUAGGACCCAACUUCCUUCCUGCCAGCUAUUUCCCGCAGAGUACAAGCAGAGGAUCGCACUCGCUGGCGGACAGCAAAAAGCAUUCCUGCUUCUAACGUGAACGCGUUGGUGUCUAAAAUCUACAUUUUAGAAAAUAUUUUCAUUAUUGCCCACAUUCAGCUUAUCCUUAAUGACUCAAAACUCUGAAGUAUGGCAGAAAGGAAAAAUACAGUAAAACUGCCUUCACACUGGAACGUAGAAUCAUUUGUGUCUAAUACUGACCACGGUUCACUAAAACUCAGUAGCAUUAACAGAAUCAGUUUAGAAUUGCGUUUCCUAACUUUAGGGUGACUACAGGAUAUAUGUGAGAACUGUGAGGGAGAUUUCCAAAGCUGCUGUAUACGAUAUAGUUUGGUUCGGUAUGAAAGUAAUUUAAAUAUAAUUGAUGUUUAGUACUAUAUAUGUACUUUUCACGUUCUUUGGAUUUCUGGAAGGUAAUGACACUUUACUGUUUACAGCUAAUGCAUAGUUACUUGCAUGCCAUGGUUGUACAGUAGCAAAAUAAGACUCUAUUGUGAUAUUAAAUGUUUAUUUCAUAAGGCCAUUUAUACAUAGCUUAAUUUGAUGAGGAUUGAAUGUAAUAUAUAACAGGAAUGAUCAUACAAUACGUAGUUGCAUCUUAUAUAAGAUUGCUAGGUUGCAUCUAACCAUGACUAUGUCAUUAUUUUGAUAAUUAGGCAUUUAUGAAUUAUAGUAUAUAUUCCUUAUGCUGGCAUGAUAAUUUUGCUAUUUUCCAUGCAUUAAAAAUAAGACAAAUUCUUA